Columba livia (rock pigeon) is the source of this 4844-nucleotide messenger RNA. It is a transcript of the gene SYT4, whose product is annotated as synaptotagmin 4. Gene Ontology annotation, molecular function: calcium ion binding; clathrin binding; calcium-dependent phospholipid binding. Gene Ontology annotation, cellular component: synapse; plasma membrane; axon. Bases 426 to 1703 code for a protein of 425 amino acids. NCBI's taxonomy places the organism in Eukaryota, Metazoa, Chordata, Aves, Columbiformes, Columbidae. The record is from RefSeq and is a predicted model, not a curated record. Gene Ontology annotation, biological process: vesicle fusion; regulation of dopamine secretion; cellular response to calcium ion. The transcript is spliced from 4 exons.
CUGUAGCGUCAGGAUUGCGUCAAUUUGGGUUUGAACCACGUCUUCAGUCUCAGAGCAGAGCUACUCAGAAGAGCCAAAACAGGAAGGGGGUUGCAAAUCAGUGUGCAAAGGGGAGGACUGAAGCUUCCCCUCCCCCGCCUCAUUUAGACCCCUCGCAGCUUUCUCCUCUACUUCCCCACUGCUUGUGUCUCUGGGUUUUGUUUUAUUUUUUUUCAGUUGUUUUAUUUUAAAAAAAAAAAAAAAAGCUGGAAAAGCCGGUUGCCCAGGCAGUGUGAGAGUGGAGAGCCGAGGGACAGCAAGACAGAGUGUUCGGCUCCCCGGGCAGGUGUGUCUUGUCACCCGGGGAGGCGGCUCCCGCUCCCCGGACUGCGGCUCAAGCACCGCGGACAGAGGCUCCAGCACCGCGGACAGCGCACGCCGCCAACAUGGCUCCGAUCGCGGCCAGCCGGCAGCAGUUCGAUGAAAUUCCUACAGUGGUCGGGAUUUUUAGUGCAUUUGGCCUUGUCUUCUCUGUCUCUCUUUUUGCUUGGAUCUGCUGCCAACGUAAAUCUUCCAAAUCCAAUAAGACCCCUCCGUAUAAGUUCGUCCAUGUUCUGAAGGGAGUUGAUAUUUACCCUGAGAAUCUCAACAGUAAGAAGAAGUUUGGAGCAGAUGAAAAAAGUGAAGCAAAGAAUAAAUCAGCAAUGCCAAAGAAUUCUCUCCAUCUUGAUCUGGAGAAGAGAGAUUUAAAUGGCAACUUCCCCAAAACAACCUCUAAAAUCCAGAGCUCUCCAGAUCUUGAAAAUUCAUCUCCUAAGCACUUUGCAGAAAGGAAGAAAGAUUCAGUAUCCCCUGAUAGUUUAAAAUCCAUCACUUCCCUGUCAUCUGAAGAAAAACAAGACAAGCUAGGAACUCUCUUUUUCUCCUUAGAGUACAACUUUGAGAAAAAGGCAUUUGUAGUGAACAUCAAAGAAGCACGUGGGCUGCCAGCAAUGGAUGAACAGUCAAUGACUUCUGAUCCCUACAUCAAAAUGACAAUCCUGCCUGAGAAAAAGCACAAGGUGAAAACCAGAGUGCUGAGAAAAACCUUAGAUCCAGCUUUCGAUGAGACCUUCACGUUUUAUGGGAUCCCCUAUAGCCAAAUUCAAGACUUAACACUUCACUUUAUGAUCCUGAGCUUUGACAGGUUUUCCAGAGAUGACGUCAUUGGAGAAGUCCUCAUUCCCCUCGCAGGAAUUGAACUGUCAGAAGGAAAAUUGCUAAUGGACCGAGAGAUCAUCAAAAGAAAUGUUAGGAAAUCAUCAGGACGUGGAGAAUUACUGAUCUCUCUCUGUUAUCAGUCUACAACAAACACGCUUACUGUGGUUGUUUUAAAAGCCAGGCAUCUACCUAAAUCUGAUGUGUCAGGAUUAUCAGACCCUUAUGUCAAAGUGAAUCUGUAUCACGCUAAGAAGAGAAUUUCUAAAAAGAAAACACAUGUGAAGAAAUGCACUCCCAAUGCAGUGUUCAAUGAAUUAUUUGUCUUUGAUAUUCCUUGUGAGGGCCUUGAUGAUAUCAGCAUUGAAUUUUUGGUUUUAGAUUCAGAUAGGGGGUCAAGGAAUGAGGUCAUUGGCCGGUUAAUCUUGGGAUCAUCAGCAGAAGGAACAGGUGGAGAGCACUGGAAAGAAAUCUGUGAAUAUCCUAGGAGACAAAUUGCCAAAUGGCAUAUGUUGUGUGAUGGUUAGCAGCUUAGAGAGGGGUUGGAACUUGAAAAACUACACCUGUUCCCACAGGCAAGAAGCAGUUUUCUUUCUUUGCUAUGUAUAAUUACAGGCUUGUAACUACAAUACUUUUGGUUUGGUUUGGUUUGGUUUGUUGUUUUUGUUUUUUUUUUUUUUUUGGGGGGGUGAGUGAAUAAAAACUGGAUUGAAUUAUCAGAACAGAAGGUAACAAAUUUUCAGAGCAAAUAAAAUUAUUUAUAUUUCAUUAGAUUGGAUCAGAUUCUUAUUCUUCUGGGGUUUAAAUAGUCUGAAACUACUGAAGCAGUAUAAAUUUCAAAAAAAUAAACUAUAUUUCAUGAAAAAGUCACUAGAAACUUUAUUAGUACUGUUACACAGAAGAAGAUAACCUAAAUAAAAUAUGUUGUUAGAUCUAAAAAAAUCCCACCUGUGACUUUCUGGGCUAAGGGGCUUAGUCUAUAAAAGCCAUGGAAUGAGGGUAGAGCCAGCAGGAAGGGAGUUCCUUUUACCUCUCAAUCAAAAACCUUCUUUUAUGAAAAUUCAAUCAUUAUUUGUAAGUUUUCCUUACUUAUACUUUGCUCAUUCCAAAGACUGAAGAAAUUUUCAGUGAUUUGCUUUACAUAUCACAUCAUGUGAAACUAGUUGUUUUAUGUGUGGAAAUACUGUACAAUUAUUCACACUUGGAUUUUUUUUUAAUAUGCAUAUAUAUAACUUGUUUUAUUACAGUGAUCAAAAUAUAUACAUUCUACUAAUCAUUAAGCAAGUUAGCAUACAUUAUUUUGUUAAAAGGGCUCCUUUAUGGAUGACUGCACGUGUUACAUUAUAGCUAGAAUUUUGGAUUAGAUAUGGGUUGUGUUUAAUUUUUUUUCAUUGCAAGAAUUACUCUUUAAGCAUUUCAAGCCAUGAGAAAGCAUUUCUGUUGAGGUGAGGCAACAUUCAGGACCUUACACCAAUUGUAUUUUAAACCAUUCAAUAAUGGUUGAAAAAAAUCUGUUUCUUCUUUUAUUUCAUUAAAGAGCAAACAAAAUAGUGAGAAAACACAACCUUAUUCUGCUGUUUAACUUCCUGAACUGUGACUAAUGCCAUUAAGGUCAGUAGACCUGCUUGCAACAUACAAAGAUUAAUGCAUUUUUAAACUUUUGCAGGAUAAGAAACCAAGCUUACAUUAUCAUUUGUCCAAUAUGAUGUUGGAAAAACUACUUGAAAAAAACAUUUCACUUAGAUUAUAUGCAUUAAUUUCCAUUACUCAUUGUACUGAAAAUUGGUGGUGGUAGGGGAAAAUAACACCAUGAUUUCAUGUUAGUGUGGCAUAUAUAUGUCUAAACUUAAACUGUGCCAGGCUGAGGGACUAUCAAGUGUAAUAUAAACAAGUAUAUAAAUAAAGCAUUUAGACAUGUGAAAUUUACUCUUGGUCACACCAGAUAGAUUUUAGGCUGUCAGAACUAUAGCACAAUUACAAGCAGAUUAUUUCCUAAAGUUUGUACCCUGAUUUCUGACACAGAUUUUUUUGUUUGUUUGUUUUUAAAUAUUACUCCUACAUCAUUUUCAAUUACCAUAUGUAUAAAGAAUAUAAUGAUGUUAGUUGUUGACAUCAGAAGGAUUUAAAAAGUGGGAAACCUUUUUCAGUAUUUUUGCGUAUGUCAUUUUGUCGUGUUUAUUUCCACUGAAGUAAAUGAGACUAUUCGGGAAUUAAAGUACUGCUCAAUGAGAGUAAAGGUAUCAGAAUGGAUGUGCCAGGUAAAAAAACCAUACACAGGCUAUCAAAUUAAUUUAAUUAAACAACAUAACCAGGUCCUAUUGAAAACUUUUGGGGAUUUGGUGUCUUUACUUGUUCUCAUAUGGCCAAAUUAUGUUUGCAGUAAAGGACACUGAAAUAUUAAAUAUGCAAGUAGACAAAUAGUACUGGAAGAAUUCUGUUGAGGCUCUUCCAGGUUUUGUGUCGCUAUUUUCUCCAGUUUUUGAGAAUGUGUUUGAUAUAACAGUGUUUAUAGAUUUCUGUAAAAAUACAUUUUCAAAAUUACAUAAACGUGCUUUUUAUGAUAAUGCUCAAUGUAAAAAAACAUGUGUAUUGUAUGUAUCCAGGAGAGGAAUCUUUUUUUCUUAUUUCUUUAGAAAGCUGGAUAACUACUUAAAGGCUGAAGUUUGCCAGCCACAUUCAAGCAGAGCUAAUUCAAAGCCACCAAUACAAAGAAAGAUGCCCAUAGGCUUCAAUGGAAUUUGAAGUGCAAUCACAGAGCAAAACUCUUCUUGUCAGUCAGCUCAGCAAUGUCAAUAGGACCAUGGAAAAGGGGAAAAACUGUUUGACCUAAUGCAGACAUGGAGAGUUUUUAUCAGUACCACACAACCAGAGUUAUUACAAUGUCUAGUAAGGAGAGAACUUUAUACUGAAAAUGAUUGCAUGAAAGAGAGUGGGACAGGUUGCAAUUUAAAAAGAAAAAAAGAAAAAAAAAAAGAGGUUUUGUAUAUUAGCUCGUAAGUAGUACAUUAUCUCUAAAAAUCAGGUGACACCUUUUUGAAUUAAUGAUGGGCUGUGACCAUCUUUCAUUUUGCAUCCAACAAGUCAUCUUCAAUAUUAUUCUUUAAGUUUCUAUAGCAGCUUGAGGGUUAAUAUUUCUACCAGCUAAAUGGUAGUUGUUGGGGAUAAGUAGUAUGAAUAGGAAAGGGAAGCAAAAACAUUUUUAUUAAAUCUAAAAAAUCUGUAAAUAAAAUUUUGUGUUUCAUUUAAAGCAAUGUUUAGCUUGGAAAGUCAAGUAACGCCAACUCGUGACACAUCUGUAAACCAGACAAGGCAGGACCGAAUGUAGACCUGUACUGAGAUGAGAAAUUCUGCUGUUUUAUAAAGUAUUCAAUACUCAUUGUGAAUAUCUUGAACUCUGUUAAGGAUACUGUACUGUAUUAAACAUGUAAAAAACUAUGUUUGUCUAAGUAGCUUACAAAAAUAAUAACUCCUUGAAUGGGAGACUAUCCAUGUCUGGGGAUCUGUCGUAACUAAAUACCUGAUUCGUUAUGGUGUUGUAACUUAAUAGAAGUUAUUGGAGAGGAAGCAUGGUGUAUGAGAUUUUGUAAGUUAUUUGUGCCGGUUCUGUAUGUUGUGCCAUGUGUGUAAGACAAGAAUAAACUGCUGCUUUCAUUCAUCACAUCCCAAAA